UCAUCGUCCCCCGCAAAAAGAAAUGGCCAUAACCACACCGCCCCUUCUGGACACAGAAAGAAUGAAAGAAACAGUCCAGCCAACACUCACCCCUGGAUCGCAAUCUCUCCCUCCCUCCUCCUCGAUCCUCCAUACCCCCUGCCAAGCCUCAUAAUUCACUGCAUACCGCGACUUCCGAUCCACUUCGACAUCGGUGCUUCUAGCCCCACCAACGCAAAUCAUCAGGCAAUUGCGGUUCGUUUCAGGAGAUUGGACAAGUUUGCUCGUGAAUUUGCAGGAGUAAUUCGCGUGGUUUCCAUGGAGGUAGUGGAGCUGGGCAAGGGAAUUGGGAGCUUGCUGGCGCGGGAGCCUGCGGCGACGCCAGUCUCGGCACCCAGGCUCGUGCCCAUGAUGAGGAGGAGCCGCGUUGGCGGUGUACGAGUCGGAAGUGAGGUGAAGGAUGUUCGGAGAGUGGUGGUGAAAGCGUCGGCGGGUGAGGUGCGCAAGGUGUCUGUGUCGGAGGUGGGUGGAGCUCCGGCAGCAACGAGUGUGGUGCGAGGAGUGUUGUUUGACAUGGACGGCGUGCUUUGUGACAGUGAGCAUUGCUCGCGCAAGGCUGCCGUUGAGCUGUUCGCGGAGAUGGGGUAUAUUGUAGAUGACAAAGAUUUCAUUCCAUUCAUGGGCACUGGUGAUGCGAACUUUCUCGGUGGAGUGGCAAGGAAAUACGGAAUCAAGGAUUUCGAUACUGCGUCCGCAAAGAAGCGCUAUUAUCAAAUUUACAUCGGAAAGUUCGCCACGCCUAACUCCGGACUAGGAUAUCCUGGAGCGUUGGACUUGAUUCUCCAGUGUAAAGAGGCUGGCUUGAAGCUCGCAGUGGCUUCAAGUGCCGACCGAGUCAAGGUGGAUGCAAACCUUGCUGCCGCGGGCAUCCCACAAAAUACUUUCGACGCAAUCAUCGCGGCAGACUUGUUCGAGAGAUUGAAGCCUGCCCCCGACGCCUUUCUUGCAGCUGCCGAGAGCCUCGGAUUGCCACCGCAUGAGUGCGUGGUGAUCGAAGAUGCAAUCGCCGGCGUGCAGGCCGCAAGAGCUGCCGGCAUGAGGUGCAUUUCGGUGACGACAACUCUCAGCAAGGAGCAACUGACAGCGGAAGGGCCCCAGCUGGUCCGAGAAGACAUCUCCAGGAUUUCUCUCUUGGAUAUCCAGGAAUUAACGUCAUCUCUCGCAUCGCCGUGAAUCCAUGACCCCCCUUCAAGCCUGAUUCUUGAGAUUCACUGCUGUGAGCUUGUACACUAGUAGGAAGUGUAUGGAAUGAAGUGGAAGAGAUGGAACAAACGACGCUGUGUUGCGUCGUUGACAACGAUGCAGAUGCUCCAUCCAUCGCGAGUCACACAAUUCAGAUACAAUCCAGUUCAGCCUGAAGCACCGCGGCGGAUGUCGUCGUCGUCGCCGCCGCAGUGUGAGCGGCAUUGCAUUUCAAGGAGGCAUGAAGUAAUUAGGGUUUUGUUGAUUUUUUGUUAGUUUACAUAAAUGUAUCAUAUGUAUUAGUAGUUGUUGUUAGGAUUUAGUUGGCAUGAAUUGAAAGGGUUUAAAGCGAGUUAAGUAAUGUUUUUACGCCUUUUGAUGAACGGACAUUUUUAUGAUUUAAUUAUUUGUGUGUUUUUCUUCUUCUUA
Molecule: messenger RNA, 1650 nt
Organism: Physcomitrium patens
Lineage: Eukaryota; Viridiplantae; Streptophyta; Bryopsida; Funariales; Funariaceae
Product: protein SUPPRESSOR OF QUENCHING 1, chloroplastic
Source: RefSeq, a predicted model, not a curated record